AUGCGCAGAAAUCUGGUUCGUUUGGUUCGUGAAUGUGCUCAAAAUAAAGAACUUGGUGACAGCAACUCGUAUGACGGCUCAAACAAGCAAUCCUCGGCCAUCUUUCUGCUCCUCAAGAAAGCCUUUUCACGGAAGUCAAGCUUGGUGAUAGAACAUCGUUUCAACUCCUACACCACACGCGCUCUAUGGUCGACCAUCGGGAUUCGCGUCGCAGCGGAUACCGUAACACAGCGAUUGGACGACCUCACUGAGCCAUUCCAGGAGCUGAAAUCUCGCAUUUUGGCUUCCCCUCCCCACCGCAGCAAGCGACGUUCUUUCUCACCUAGGAGACGCCAGAGUUCGUGGAGAAACGGAGCGGCGAUGUGUUAUUACCACCGCACCCCUUGA
Rodentolepis nana is the source of this 387-nucleotide messenger RNA. The record is from the annotation of a GenBank genome assembly. Lineage: Eukaryota; Metazoa; Platyhelminthes; Cestoda; Cyclophyllidea; Hymenolepididae.